Molecule: messenger RNA, 8552 nt
Organism: Mauremys reevesii (Reeves's turtle)
Lineage: Eukaryota; Metazoa; Chordata; Testudines; Geoemydidae
Gene: ARHGEF5
Product: Rho guanine nucleotide exchange factor 5
Exons: 16
Coding region: 506-7135 (2209 amino acids)
Biological process (GO): intracellular signal transduction; activation of GTPase activity
Cellular component (GO): cytoplasm; nucleus
Molecular function (GO): protein binding; guanyl-nucleotide exchange factor activity
Source: RefSeq, a predicted model, not a curated record
UUGGGUUUCUUGGGGAUAAAUUGCCUUGUAUCCAUACAAAAGUUUUGUUUUUAAUCAUCUGCCAUCUGGCCCUGCAUUAGUUAACCCACUUUAGAAGCAAGUUCACUGACGCUCAGGAUGAAUUUUCCCACAAUUAAAGUAGGAGUGGAAGCUGUGACAGAUAUGGUGGUUUCCUGCCAUAUCCUUGGGAGACCUUAUUGAUUUAAAUGUAUGUAUAAUUGGGAGCCAGGGGUUGUAUGUAAUUCCAUGGGGGAAGGUGACCCACAACUCCUCCAGGAACUAAGAUGAGAGAGAAACUGAGGGGCAGGGGGAACAGCAGGCUGUGAUUAGGCAAAUUCUGUCAGGUUGUACCACCUCCAGGGAAGUGCCAGCAUCUGGAGAAGCUCAGGUAAAGGGUUGGGACCUCCUGUCCAAAGUGGCCCCAAUCUUUCCUGGGAAAGGUCAGGAGGACUUUGGCCAGCUGAGACUACAUAAGACUGAUUGAUGACCUCAGGAUGUCUUACUGAUGGAAUCUGAAGAAGCCAAUGGGGGAGACCCCUUUCCCCCAGCAACCAGCAGCCCUAGUGAGGAAAACCCUGAUCCUACACCAGCCAGAAGGGGACAUGAUGCCACCACUGAGUCUGUAGAGAUGAGCACUGAGCUGCCUGGCUCUGCAGAAGGAGCACAGAUCUCCAUUGCCCAGGAUCCUCUGAGGCAUCUCUCUGCUGGGGAAUCAGCAGAGAUGUGUGGCAGAUCCUCUAACCCUGUUCUGUCAGAACUGGAACAAAGGGAGAGAGAUCUAAGGCACCAGAGAGGACUCUCAGAGUGGGAGAAAGAGCCUGCAGUACAAGAGAGAUCUUUGGAAAAACAGAGAUGGGAUCACUCCUCGAACUCUGAACAGGGAAAAUUAGCUCAUCCUGAAAGCAGUCAGUAUUCUUCCUUUCCCAACACAGUCCCACAGGCAACAGCCACUCAUGACAAAACCCCACAGGUACAGUCUCCAGUCCUUCAGAUUGAAUUUCCUCAGGAUCAGAAACAGUCCCUGGCAUGUCAUAUUGCUGUCCCCCAGGCACAGCAUAAGGAAACCUCAAUGACAGACACUAUUCCCAUCCAGGGGGAACUAGCCACUAAACACUUCAUGGUGUGUAAAGACAUUUCAGAGGUUCAUUGCAAGACUGAGACUUUGCAUGAUGACACUAUUGGAGAUCCCCCCUUGCAGGGAUUGGAUGUAGCAAAUGGGACCAUCAGAGAGCUCCCGCCAAGUACUGAAGCAGUGGCAGGGACGGACGAGGAGCCAUCUCCUGGGAUGGAUGUAAUAGGCAGGAUGAAUCCCAUGCCUUCUGUAGAUAAUGGUGAAAAAGUGGGAGGCUUACAGGGAGCGGGAGAGGAUACAGACUCUUCCUCUUCACAUCACCCACCCUAUCCCUUAUCAGAUGACAGCCAAGGAAAUUCACAGCUGACAGGAGGAAAUGCAGAUGGAAAGAUGGUCCUGUCAUCCCAUGAGAGGGGAAACAAUGCCUUGGCCACAGACCAGAAAACAGAAGUGGCUGCUUGGCAAAGUCCAUCUGGUUCUAUAAACCUCCUUCCGGAGGAGGAGAAAGGAGCAGAUGAUGGAAGAGCAGAAGGCAGCACUGAAUGUCCAAGAGUGUGUGUCUUCCACAUACUGAAUGCUGCAAAAAACACAGAGCAGGAGGAGUGGCAGCGUGAGCAGCUAGAAUGCGGGGAGGAGCCAGAAGAGGAGGAGCAGUCAGAAGAGAAGCAGCCAGAGCUGGAACAGGAGGAGCCAGAAUGGGAGAAGCUAGAGAAGGAAGCGAAACCAGUGCACGAGGAGCAAGUAUGGGACAGGGAAGAUCAGAAGGAAAAGAGGUGGGAUGAGCUGGAACAAGAGCCAGGGAGGGAAGAGGCGGAGCAGGAGGCUCCACCACCAGCACUCAAUCCAGCAUCACCUUCUCUCUCCAAGCAAAACUGGGACCUCCAUGAUGAGGGGGAGAGCAUUUCCUCGGCUGAGGGAACAGGGCUGGCCUCUCUGCCCCAGGAAUCAUUCUCCAAAGAUCAGCAUUCUGGUGAGGAUGAACUCUUCAGCAUAGUGUUGAAGGCCUGCAUUGGAGGAGCAAAUGAAAGAGCUCAGCCACCUGCUGUGAUAAAGUCUGAAAGUCAGAAGCCAGCGGGUGGGAGUUCCAUGAUGCACUCCCCCACUUGCCACAUCUCUGAGCACUGGGGAGACAUGGGGGUUUCUGACCCUUUCAGCUCCAUUUCUUUCAGUGGCCAAGAUUGUGAAGAAACCUGUCAGGAUAACAGAGCCAGUAAUGGUGAGGAUGGCCAUAGUGAUGGAGAUGGAAGGACAGUCCAGAGCUUUGAUGACAGAGGAGCCAUAUCUCCAUUAUGCAGAGAAGUAACCUCAUCUGGUGCAGGGAACCCAGACUCUUCUGGGACUCUGGACCCUUCUUCUGGUGCCAGGAACUUGGGAUCUUUUGGUCCCGCAGAUCCUCAUCCUGUUGCAGAAAACCCAGCAUUUCCCAGCCAUUACGAUUUCACUCCAGCCUCACCAUCAGAGUUCAACUCGGCAGCAUCAGCAGCUGGCCAAUCUCAGGAGGAUGCUGAUGAAAGAUCGCAAAUGAGCCCUGUGGGAUGUACUGACCAGGACAAAGCACCAGUCUCUGUACAGGACACAUCCAGACAGACUUCUUACCUGCAGGAGGCAGCUUCUAGUGAAGGAGCCUCAGUGACCACCAGCACAGAGAGUGUCCAGACUCCUCAUGGGCUGCUUACACCUGAGAAGGGCCUUAAUGAAGACCCUAGUGCCCCACCUUCCAUCUCCAAGGCUUUCAGAAGUCCCCCUUCAAGGCAGAGCCUGCCAACAGACAAAGAUGAAGUAGAAUCUACUCCUGCAGCUCCAGCUACAAUGCACCUGGAGUCAUCCCAAGCACCAAACAUGGCUCUCGCUCCUGCAAAUUACCUGGAGAAAGUCCAGAGGCACCAAAAGCCCCCAACGAGAAGUUUUGUUUUCCAGGGAAAGGAAAUGGAAGCAAACAUGGUUCACACAGCACAACAAAACCCUUUACUUGAUGAGUCACAUUUGAGCUUAGAGGUGGAAGUGCCAGGAACAGGAAGUGCCCUUAACGCUGUACCGCAGCCCCCAGAAGAAGCUGUAGUCCUGGCCCUGGAGCAGCACACACAGCCUACUCCUCCUGAGCCUGACUCCAGCUCGCCCCUGGCUCCUGCACCUGAUGCCAACCAGCUCACCUACCCUCUGGCACCUGCGCCCGACUCACCCCUGGCUCCUGUGCCUGACGCUGACCAGCUCACCCACCGUCCAGCGCCUGCACUUGGCUCACCUCUGGCCACCGUGCCUGACGCCAAGCAGCUCACCCACCCUCUGGCUCCUGUGCCCUGCUCACCCCUAGCCCCUGCACCUGAUGCCGACCAGCUCACCCACCCUCCAGCGCCUGCGCCCGAUUCACCCCUGGCCACCGUGCCUGACGCUGACCAGCUCACCCACCCUCCGGCGCCUGCACUUGGCUCACCUCUGGCCACUGUGCCUGACACCGAGCAGCUCACCCACCCUCCGGCUCCUGUGCCCAGCUCACCCCUAGCCCCUGCACCUGAUGCCGACCAGCUCACCCACCCUCCGGCUCCUGCGCCCAGCUCACCUCUGGCCCCUGAUGCCACCCAGCUUGCCCACCAUCCAGGGCUUGCGCUCGGCUCACCUCUGGCCCCCAUGCCUGACGCCAACCAACUCACCCACCCUCCAGCUGCUGUGCCCAGCUCGCCCCUGGCUCCUGUGUCUGAUGCCGACCAGUUCACUCACACUCUGGUUCCUGCACCCAGCUCGCCACCAGCCCCUGAUGCCACCCAGGUCGCCCACCCUCUGGCUCCUGUGCCCAGCUUACCCCAGGCUCUUGUGCCUGAUACCGACCAGCUCACCCACCCUCCAGCUCCUGCACCCAGCUCGCCCCCAGUCCCUGUGUAUGAUACCACCCAGCUCAUCCACCCACUGGCUCCUGUGCCCAGCUUGCUCUUGGCACCUGUGCCUGACGCCGACCAACUCGCCCACUCUCCAUCUCCUGUGCCCGGCUUGCCCCCAGCCCUUGUGCCUGAUGCCACCCAGCUUGCCCACUCUUUAGUACCUUUGCCCAGCUUGCCCCUGUCUCCUGCGCCUGAUGCCACCCAGCUCGCCCACCCUCUGGCUCCUGAACCUGAUGCCGACCAGCUCGCCCGCCAUCUGGCUCCUGCACCCAGCUCACCCGUGACUCCUGCACCUGAUGCCGACCAGCUCACCCGCCAUCUGGCUCCUGCACCCAGCUCCCUCGUGACUCCUGCACCUGAUGCCAAUCAGCUUGCCCACCCUCUGGCUCCUGGCUCACUCCUGGUUCCUGUGCCUGAUGCCACCCAGCCUCCAGCUUCUGCACCUGGCUCACCCUUGGCUCCUUUGGCUGAUGCCACCCAGCUCACCCACCCACCGGCUCCUGUGCCUGGCUCGCCCAGCUCGCCCCUGGCUCUUCUGGCUGAUGCCUACCAGCUUCUCCAGUCUCAGUCCCUUGUGCCUGACUCCAACCAGCCUCCAGCCCCUGCACCUGAUAUUGACCAGCCUCUGCCUCCUGUAUCUAACUCCAAUCCACCUCUAAACUAUGUAUCAGAUUCUAGUCAGUUACUGGCCACUGCCCCCAAUUCCAGCUGCCCUGCCCAGGCUCCAGCCUCUGUGCCUGAUGCCGACAGCCUUGCUCAUGCUCUGGUCCCUGCCCCUGCUGUGGCAGAUGGAGAAGAGAACCCCCUCCUAAUGCAGAUGACCCACGAGGGAGUGUCUGAUGCCCAGUGGGAUCCUGUCACCUCACUUACACUGGAUGUGGUGGACACCAGUGACUUAGGGGUCACUUCAUUGGCCGAGAGCUCAGAUUUUCCCACUUUGGAGAAUGAGGCACCCAUGGGCCACUCUGACAGAAGCCCUGAAGCAAUGGGUCAGCACCUGGCUACACACUGUGGAAAGUCCGCACCUGAUUACACCUCCAGGCCCUCCUUGGGAGGGUGGGGAACAUCCACAGACUCUCAGAGUAGAAAUUCACCACAGCCACCCCCACUACUAGCUUUCUCCAACCCAAUCCACUUCCUGCAGUUCAGCCCUCCAUCGCCACCAGCCAUCAGAACACUGUACCGACAGGACGCAGUCUUCGAGGAGCCCCAGUGGGACCAGGCACAGGCAGGCCCCACCAGCGUGGAUACGAGGAACAGAACAGCCCCUGCAGUGAUAAUAGAGAAAACAGAGGGCGCUAGGACAUGCAAGCAAAAGAUGGAAGGGCAGGGAGAACCACUUCAGCUUGUGGCCCAAGUGAAAGAGGAGUUGGCCAGACAUGCACCCUUGGAGAAGUCAUCAAGUUGGCCAGAUAAAAAAGUCAUCAGGGUGGACAUGAAGGAGUGGGGACUCAAUUCAGGGAGUCAGGAGAACGUGAUCAAACGCCGAGCAAAAAGCAGAGAUUGGCAUCGGCAGGGCCUGAGGAAGAUGUCAGUACUGCCAGACAACUUACAAGAGGAGGGAGCACACAAGGACCAGCCAACCAGCUUAGACACAGUUAUACUUCGGGAGAAGAAAUCUGCAGCCACACUGGAUAAUUUCAAGCGCCGACACUCCAAACUGAUCAACUCCUCAGGGUUAUUGUAUCAGGAAUACAGCGACGUGGCUCUGAACAAGGCAAUCCAAAGCCAGAAGAGAGCAGAUUCUUUGGCAGAGGACUCUGAACUAAGCUCUCCAAGCUCCCCAAGGUUACGGAGGAAAGUGCUGUCUCAGCAGGACUCGUAUCUUCAGCGUCUGUCAAUCUCGUCCAACGCGUCCCUCUGGCAGGACAUCCCCAUGAUCCGAGGAAGCAGAAUGCUGCUGAACAUGUCCCGAGAUGAUCAGAAACUGCAGGAGGCCAAGUUCGAGUUGAUCAUGUCAGAGGCCUCGUACUUGCGCAGUUUAAAUGUGGCAGUGGAUCACUUCCAGUGCUCAUCAGAACUCCAGACACUCCUCACCAAUCAGGAGCGCAAGUGGCUUUUCUCCCGCCUGCAGGAAGUGCGUGAUGUCAGUGCCAGUUUCCUCUUCGAGCUGGAGGAGAAGUUUGAGGAGAACAUGUUCAACUUCAACGUGUGUGAUGUGGCUCUGAGACAUGCCCCUGAAUUCCGCAAGGUGUAUCUACCAUACGUGACAAAUCAGACCUACCAGGAGCAGAUUUUCCAGAAGCUAGUGACUGGGAAUGCAAGGUUCCAGCAAGUCCUGGAGAAACUGGAAAGUGCCACGGUGUGCCAGCGCCUCUCGCUCAAAUCCUUCCUCAUUCUCCCCUUCCAACGCAUCACCCGACUCAAACUCCUCCUACAGAAUAUAUUGAAGAGAACCCCGCCUGAGUCGGAUGAAGAAGUGCAGGCCACACAGGCUUAUGAUGCACUGGAGAAGCUCAUAAAGGACUGCAACGAAAACGUCCAGCGCAUGAAGAGCACUGAGGAGCUGAUCUACCUAAGACAAAAGAUUGAUUUUGAGUGCAAGAUAUUCCCACUGGUCUCACAGUCAAGGCGGCUUGUGAAGUGUGGUGAGCUGAUGGCGUUGCACAACACUCUGAGCACCAAGGGGAAACCUACCACCCGCCCCAUCUACCUGCACCUCUUCAAUGACUGCCUGCUCCUGUCCCGGCCCAGGGAGGGUGGGCGCUUUGUCGUGUUUGAUCAUGCUGCAUUUUCAGAUGUACGUGGGGAGAAGUGUGAGAUGAAGCUGCAUGGGCCAAACAAAAAUGUUUUCCGUCUUUUUCUCCUUAAGAACAACCAGGGGAAAAGAGUGGAAUUCCUCUUUCGCACAGAGACACACAGUGAGAAGCUGCGAUGGAUCUCCGCUCUGGCGCCACCACGAGGAGAACCAGAUCUCUUAGAAAGCCCUGACUCACCUCAGGUUCAGUGCAUACGGACAUACAAAGCUCGGGAGAAUGACGAGCUGGCUCUGGAGAAAGCAGAUAUCCUCAUGGUCAUGCAGAACAGCAACGACGGCUGGAUGGAAGGAGUGAAACUCUCAGAUGGAGAGAGAGGCUGGUUUCCCUCAGAGCAUGUGGAAGUGAUCUCCAGCAAACACGCACGCCAGAUGAACCUAAAGGAGGAACAGCGUGUGAAGAAUGCCAAACAGCAGGUCUUCUGCAAGAAAUAGGAUUCUCCACUUCCUGUUGCACCCUGUACAGUCUCUCUCUGGUUUGGAGAAACCUGACUUAAGAAACCCUCUCUCUACCACAUUCUGGAAGAAACAACUCUGCAGAAAUAAAAAAUGAGCACUUAGUACUGUCAGACAAAGUGCUACUUCUAAAGAAAGCAGGGAAUUCAGCCAGGAGUAAAUAUAUUCACUUCUACUUCCUCUGUAGUCAUGGUGAGACCAAGGAAGGAAAAGAAGCUGCAUAUAUUGCUUUCUUUUAUAGUAGUAGGGAGGGAACAUAAGAGAGCAGAGGACUGGGACUCAGGACUCUUGGAAAUCUGUGCCUGAUUUUGCCACUGACAAGAUGUGUGACCUUGGGCAAGUCACUUCAGAACUCUGCCUCAGUUUCUCCAUCUGUAAAACGGGGAUAACACUUACCUACCUCACGGGAUGUUGUGAGGCUAAAUUCAUUCAUAUUUGUAAAGCGCUUUGAGUUCCUGAGAAGAAAGGCACUAUCGACAUGUAAAGCACACUGUAGUUAAGGUCGAGAAGAGCUUUUCAUUUCAACCUCUUCUUAGGGUUCUUUAAGUGAUUUUAAUUUCCACAUAUUUUCAUUUAAGAUAAUAUAUUAUGGGCCAAAUUUUCUGUUGAUGUAAGUGGGUACAAUUCCAUUGACUUCAACGGCAUUCCGCACUUUUAUACUAGCUCAGUUUAACCCAGUCUCAGCAAAAGAUAAGUUUUAGAUAAUGUGAGAAAAAUCCAUUAGCUAGGUGAGCAUGGGGAAAAGAAAUUUUUCCCUCUAAAGUGUUUUUCAGACCUUCUUUUGGAAAAAAUUUCAAAAACAAUUAGUGAUUUUUGGGCGCUCAACCUGAGAUACUUUGAAGGAGCCUGAUUUUCAGGAAGUUCUGGGCACCUGCCUUUGGAAAACAGUGUCCCUUAAUCACUAGUCACUUUUGAAACUCUUGACCAAGGUUAUGUUUUACACGUUGGAAUACACUCUGUACUUAAAUUUAGUUGUUCUUGAAUGGCAGGAAAGUGGAACUGCACUGCAUAUGCCUAAUCUAUUAUAGCAGAUGUGAUGCAACACGCAAUGUUUUGCACAAUUAUAAAACAUAAGGAAAUCUAUAAACUAUAGAUAUUUUUAAACAAAACAUGUAACUGCAAUUUGUUAUGGUUCUAUUUCUGUGCAAAGUCAUCAGGUUCUAAAUGCAGCUGGAGAACACUGCUUCAAACUGUAAAAUAUUUUUUCUUCUGUAUUAAACAAAGGAGGGUUUUUGCAUGUAAUUAUGCUAAAACAACAUCAAGGUUGAGAAUUUAAACACGGCAAAGUAUGAAAGCAACACGUAACCUUCUUGCUUCUAAUGUAUUUGAAGAAUUAUUGACCUUUGUAUCUCUGGAUCUUUGUAAUAUCCUUUUGAUUUCCUUGGCAUAGUUUGUU